Messenger RNA from Salvia splendens (bonfire salvia), 817 nucleotides. Its product is annotated as cyclin-dependent kinase inhibitor 3. Gene Ontology annotation, molecular function: cyclin-dependent protein serine/threonine kinase inhibitor activity. Gene Ontology annotation, cellular component: nucleus. Lineage: Eukaryota; Viridiplantae; Streptophyta; Magnoliopsida; Lamiales; Lamiaceae. The record is from RefSeq and is a predicted model, not a curated record. Gene Ontology annotation, biological process: negative regulation of cyclin-dependent protein serine/threonine kinase activity. The transcript is spliced from 3 exons. The coding region runs from base 145 to 639 and encodes 164 amino acids.
AACAUACUGUACCCUCCUCUGACUUCACCUCACAUAAUUUAGAUUUCACACCGCCUCUCUCUUCUUCUCCCUCUCUCUCUCUCUACAUGAAAAUUUGAGUAUUUCACACAUUUGAACGCGCUUCGAGGGAUAGCAGAGGUAGCCAUGGGAAAAUGCACGAAGAAAGCAAAGAUGGCGCCUGACGUAGCCCUCACGGAUGUAUCACACUCCUACCUCGGUAUCCGCACCCACACCAAAGCCCUAGCCCUCUUUCACCGCCUUCCUUCCGCCGCCGCCUUGAAAAAAUCCAUGCAGCCGCAGAAUUCACGACGUAGCUACGGUUGCAGAGUUGAAGAAGACGCCGAAAUUGGAAGGCAUCAGGAGUUUUCGCCGCCAGAUUCAGCUCAAGGAGAAAAUAAUUUGGAUUCUGAUGUUCGACAAAGUUCCACCGGGGCCAUAACUACGACGAAGCAAGCAUGUUCGAGUCGAAUGACACAAAACGCAUUUGUUAGGAUCGCUCCUCCUGCGCAUGAACUCGAGGAGUUUUUCGCCCACGAGGAGCAAUUGGUACAGCGCCGUUUUGUCGAAAAGUACAAUUUUGACAUUGUGAAAGAUAUGGCGCUGCGUGGACGCUUCGAAUGGGUAGCAGUAAGGCCAUAAAAUAAGAGUGUUUAUUUGGAAGAAAGUAGGGCUGUUGUUUGGUCACUAACAGUAUACAUGUAGGAAUUCCCUAGGAAGUGUAAUCAAUCACUAAGCUUGCUUAAGUUUCCCACCCUUGUAAAUACGUACUUCAUGUGUAAUUUUGCUUUAAGAUCCAAUAAUAAUGCUUCCUUGAAAA